Messenger RNA from Cavia porcellus (domestic guinea pig), 4599 nucleotides. RefSeq names its product acyl-coenzyme A thioesterase 1-like. The transcript is spliced from 3 exons. Gene Ontology annotation, biological process: acyl-CoA metabolic process; fatty acid metabolic process. Lineage: Eukaryota; Metazoa; Chordata; Mammalia; Rodentia; Caviidae. Gene Ontology annotation, molecular function: fatty acyl-CoA hydrolase activity. The coding region runs from base 131 to 1390 and encodes 419 amino acids. The record is from RefSeq and is a predicted model, not a curated record.
GGUCCUCGUGCAGCUGACACCAACAGACCAGAGCGGUCUGGGGAGCUCCACCGGAAGCGCUUCCCCGGAGGAGAAGCCAAGCGCUGAGCCAACUCCGCCCGCCAAUCCAACUUUAUUCACUCAGGGACCCAUGGCGCCCACCGUGAUCGUGGAGCCCGCGGGCCGCAGCCUCUGGGACGAGCCGCUGCGCAUCGCCGUGCACCGCCUCGCCCCCCAGCAGCCCGUCACGCUGCGCGCCGCCCUGCGCGACGAGAAGGGCGCGCUCUUCCGGGCCCACGCGCGCUACCGCGCCGACGCCGCCGGCCGGCUGGACCUGCAGCGCGCGCCCGCGCUGGGCGGCAGCUUCGCGGGCCUGGAGCCCAUGGGGCUGCUCUGGGCCAUGCAGCCCGACAGGCCUUUCUGGCGCCUGCUCAAGCGGGACGUGCAGACGCCCUUCGUGGUGGAGCUGGAGGUGCUGGACGGACACGAGCCCGAGCAGGGCAAGCUGCUGGCCAGCGCGGUGCACGAGCGCCACUUCCUGGCGCCCGGGGUGCGGCGCGUGCCUGUGCGGGAGGGCCGCGUGCGGGCCACCCUCUUCCUGCCCCCAGGACCUGGGCCCUUUCCUGGGAUCGUGGACCUUUUUGGAGUUGGAGGAGGCCUUCUAGAGUAUCGAGCUAGUCUGCUGGCUGGGAAGGGCUUUGCUGUGAUGGCUCUAGCUUAUUAUAACUAUGAUGACCUCCCUAAACACAUAGAUGUUUGCCACCUGGAGUACUUUGAAGAAGCUGUGAACUACCUGCUCUGUCACCCUCAGGUAAAGGGCCCAGGAAUUGGGCUGCUGGGAACUUCCAAAGGCGGUGAAAUAAGCCUCGCCAUGGCCUCUUUUCUGAAGGGCAUCUCGGCUGCCGUCAUCAUCAAUGGCUCUGUAGCUGCUGUCAGAGCACCCAUAUACUAUAAGGAUGAGUCUGUACCUCCUGUCCCUGUCAUGAGGAAUCGAAUGAAGAUGACCAAAGAUGGGAUCAUGGAUGUUAUGGAUGCCCUGAAAAGCCCUUUGGAAGAACCAAAGAGCUUCAUUCCUGUGGAAAGGUCUGACACCACCUUCCUGUUCCUUGUAGGUCAGGAUGACCACAACUGGCAGAGUGAGUUCUAUGCUAGUGAGGCCUCCAAGCGCUUGCAGGCCCAUGGGAAGCAAAAGCCCCAGGUCAUCUGUUACCCAGAAGCUGGGCACUAUAUCGAGGUGCCUUAUUUCCCCUUGUGCAAGACUGGUUGGCAUAACUUGGUGGGUGCUCCUAUCCUGUACGGAGGGGAGCCCAGGGCUCAUGCCAUGGCCCAAUUGGAUGCAUGGAAGCAACUGCAGAUUUUCUUCCACAAACAUUUGGGUGGUAAAGAGGGGACCAUUGCAGCAAAACUCUAGUUUUUGUUUGAUCAGGUAACAUCCCUGGUUCUUAUCUCUUCUAGAAAUAGCUCGAAGCUAGUAUAUAUAUUUUGUUUUCCGUUAAAGAAUUACAUAGUUUUGCGUCAACAGAUAUGUGUCAACUGCACACGUUAUCAGUUUGUGGAGGGGAAAAACUGAAGAAAACAUAAGGACAAAAAAAAAUUCUUACGUUCUACUGCUUUGAAAUGUGACUAAGGGGGCUGGGGAUUAGCUCAGCGGCAUAAGCGCCUGCCUUGCAAGCAGGCAGUCGUGAGUUCGAUCCCUGGUACCGAUAAAAAGGAAAAAGACAAAAAAAAAAAAAAAAGAAAUGUGACUAAGAAGGUUUUAGGUCCUAAAGGAAAAGUGAAUACCAUUUCAGGUACCAGCACCAUAAUUUGAGUGUGUCUUAGUUAUUUCACUCAUUGCAGAGACAAAAUACCCAACAUUCAAAGUAAAGAGAAGAAGAGUUUUAGUUAAACCAGCAACCCUUCAUUUGGGCCUAUCCAAGUAUCUGUUGAGUGAUCUUUUGAGAUGAAAAGGUGGAAAAACUACUAUGUUUUGAACACGCAUUCCAAGAAGACCACUGAUUGCUUCAACUCCAGUCACCUUCCAUAAUACCUUGUCGUACACUUCUUCACCACAUGAAUACUGCUAAACACUACACUCAGUGACAUAGAUUUGAGACUCGCCUCCCCCCACUCAACUGUCUUGCAAACAACUUCUGUUGUGUAAAAUACAUUGUUUCAGUCAUUGGCAGACUGUGUCACGGGAAAAUGGGACUAGUUUGUUAGCAAUGCAAGUAUGUUGGACCUAAUAUAAGACUGACUUCAUUAUAAAUUUAUGGAAGAAACUGGAGAAAGAGGGGCUGGUGAGGAAGGUAUAUUUCCCACUCUUUCCCUUUGCUGGAAAAUGAACACAGGGCCCUAUUCAAAAAGCUUGUUUGUUUUGUUCAACCAAAAAAAUGCUCCAGAAGUUGAAAGCAUAGCGCUAACAGACCUAUUACAAUUCAGAAAUAGAUAGAAGUAAUGACCAGUGGUGUUUAAGGUGUGGGGAAAGCUGCUCCCCACCAAGUCCUGUUGGUGAGUGAAUCCUUUGGUGAGCGAGUACUUUCCUUGUUGUUGAAUAGGAAGCAUUUUAUUGAAGACUGGAAAUUGUGGUUUCUUGGUGCCAAAUUUUUGCCUUAUAUGGACAUACCAGGCUAUUAGAUCGUAGCCUGUUAGCCUAAGCAUAACUCCACAUGCCAGUCCAGUCUUCAUCACGCCAAAUCAUAAAAAUGUACGAGUUUCUCUUGUUUCUCUGAGUUUUCACUUCAGGAGACUCUUAUGUCACAUAAAAUUUAUAGUCAAGAGCUCGGACUAUAGCUCAGUGGUGCAGCGCCUCCCUGGCAAGUGCAGGGCUCUGAGUUUGAGUCCCAGUAUCAAAAAACCAAAAAUUUAUAUUCAAGAAAUUUGUAUGCUUCUCUCUUUUACAUCAGUCACUUGUUAUAGGAGUUCCUGUGAUGGUGAGAAAACAAAUCUUUUUGUAUCUCUGCUUUCCAUAUCAAAUUCAUAACUAAAGCAGUUGGCUAUUGACCUCUGGCACUAAAAAAUUGCUUAGUCUGUAUCAAUGGGAAAAAGUAAAAGAAAGAAAGAAAGAGAGAGAGAGAUAGAGAGAGAGAGAGAUAGGCCCUGUAAAAAUUAUCCAUAGUGUACUUGGUAUGGUGGCACACAUCUGUAAUCCCAUCACUUGGGAGGCAGAGGCAAGAGGAUUGCUGCCAGUUCAAGUCCAGCCUGAGCUACAAAGUACACUGAAGGCCAGCCUUAACUGCACAGUGAAACACUGUCUCAAAAAGACAAAACAAACAAACAAAAAAACCCAAAUUUUCAUAAACCAUUUCUAAAGGUGGAGAGUGUAUCUCAAUGGUAGACCACUUGUCUAACAUGCAUUAGGCUCUGGGUUCUAGCCUGAAAACCACAGAACCAACCAACUAAACAAAAUUUUUCUAAAACUAUCUCCCAACUAUAUAGAUUAGACAUAGAAAUAGGACUAGCAAAUAAGAUAAUUGCAUUAACCUAUUCAAGAUGUGAGAAAAAGAAAUUUAAAGCAGUCCAUUUUCAAAAUGAAAUGGUUAACUGAGUGGAAAUUACUGGCAGUUAAAAUUGUUUAACUGCCUAGCAAAUAUCACGCAUUUGGAGGGUCUCUGGAUAGGCAGGACCUUGAGGAAGAGAUAAAAAUAGUAAAAAGAGACAUUGUAGAAUAUAGUCUGAAUAGGGGAAGACAGGAGAAAAGUCUGUUUUUCUAGCUAAGUCUAAGUUAAUACAUAGUAUCGCAGUGUCAUAAGAAACCUCUACACAGGAGCAUCUCUUUCUCAGCCUUAAUUUGUCUCAAUUUUCAGAUAUAUAAUGUGGAUUACACAGCCUUUUAUAAGUUGGUACUUUUACAUUUCUAUUUUAUUUUUGUUUUGUGAAAAAAAUUCUAAGACAAAUGCUGUAAGAUUCUUGGUCAUACACGUUUAUGUAGGUUAUACAUGUGCAUAUGCUGAAUGUUGUGACAAGGGCUAAAUCACCAGAAGAAAAUUCUGUUCCAGUUGGCUAACAGAUAAAUGGGUACACACAUAAAUUAAACUGUUAGGAUUACAGUAAUUAACCAAAAUUCUAGUUAGUUCAUAUGAUUGAAGUGAACCUGGGCACAAUAAGUUGGCUUUAAAUUUCUUGGUAAAAUAAAACUGAAGUUGUCAUCAUACUUGUUAGCACAUGUGUUACCCAGGUAGGUUAUUUUAUCUAUGUUUGGUGUAUAAAAUGAUAAAAGUAUAAUUUUACUAAGAGCAAAUAUACAGAUGAAAAUGCAAUGCCACAUCCAUUCCUUCCCGAGUACUGAAUACAACAAUUUAACUUGUAGAGUUUUUUCCAUUGACAAUGAAAUAACUUGAAACAGUGAUCAUGAUUGCAUAUUAUCUCAAUUUUUAUAAGUAAUCUAAGUAAUAUUGUUAAAAUUAAAUGAGAAUGUAAAUGGGAUGUUUAUAAAUGAACUUCUCAAAGUUAAAGUUACGUUAAUUUAAGUAAUAGAUAUGCAUAAAAUGUUUGAGUAAGUUAAAACAGUGAAACAUCAACUGCUAAGUGCAAAUUCAAGUACUCUUUAACUUUUUAAAUUUUGUAUAUUGGUAUGUUCAUUGCACAUAUAAAAUUUUUCUGUGAGAAAUUAUAACAUAUCUUAAUAAAGUAUUAAAAUUA